AUGAAGCUCACUCCGGGGGUCGCAUGCCUCAGCUUGGCCUCUCUUGCAGCCGCUGACUGGCGCUUCCGGUCCCGCCCCGAACUUGCCGCCCCGAGACUCAACAUUACUGUUGCAGCAGACUCUCAUGCCGUGGAGAAGGGCUUCAUCUUUGUGGCACCCUACGAGGGUUUCCAAGAAGGCCACAGAGGCCCUGUCCAGCCGGGAGCUUACAUCUUUCGAGACGAUGGAGAGUUAGUCUGGUCCGGCAUAGGACACCAUUCCGGAUGGGUCGCGAACUUCCGCCCCGAUACUUGGAACGGGAAGCCGUAUCUGCGUGCAUUCCAAGGAUCGUUAGAUGGAAAGCACGGUAGGAUGUUUGGCUACCACACGCUCCUCGGGCAGGACUAUGAAGUUGCCAAGGUGGUCAAGGUCGGAUCGCACCGGCUCGUCUCGGCGCACGAGUUCCGGCUCGUUGACGGGAAGACGGCCUUGGUGGAGACGCCGAUCCCGCGAACGGUGUCGUUGAAGCCAUGGGGAGGGACUGCGGAGCAGAAUUGGAUCCUGUCAGGGGGUUUUCAAGAGAUUGACAUUGACACCGGGGACGUCGUCUUCAAAUGGGAAAGCUUCGACCACGUUGAUCCCAAGUACAGCGCUUUCCCACUUGACUUUGGCCCCGGUCUGCCCGGAAGUGGCACAACAGAGACGGAUGCCUGGAACUAUUUCCACAUUAACAGUGUCGACAAAGACGACGAAGGGAACUAUCUCAUAUCGGCAAGAAACGUCGCAGCGGUCUUCAAGAUCAACGGAACCAGCGGCGAAAUCAUCUGGCAACUCGGAGGCUUCCAUGGAGGUUCUUCAUUUGCGCUAGCCAACGAAGACGUGUUUGGCUACCAACACCACGCGCGAUUUCGCAGCCGUUCCGCAGAUGGAAAGAUCGAAGUCAUCUCCCUGUUUGAUAAUGGAGCCCACUCGGCGCCCCAGAAGACGAACGCAUUCUCGCGGGGGCGCAUCUAUCAGCUGAACCACACCGACGGCACCGCGAAAGCGAUCCAGACGUACGACGCACCAGAUGGCUUGUCGGCGCACACGCAGGGUAGCUUGCAGAUCCUGCCAAACGACAAUAUCUUUAUCAACUGGGGCCAGUCUGGCGCGGUGACAGAGUACAGCCAUGAGGGCAAGGUCUUGUUCCACGCGUACCUCGAUUCCGCUCCGGAAGGUAUCUUUACGCAGAGCUAUCGUGGCUUCAGGUACAACUGGACCGGAACGCCUGCUGAGGAACCUGCUAUCGUGACUUUCAAGGGUGAUCGAGAUGGUGAAUUGGAUGUCUACAUCUCGUGGAACGGAGAUACGGAGGCUGCCGCGUGGAGGUUCUACGCCCGAUUUGCAGCGAAGUCUAAGGAAGAUCUCUUGGGAGAAGUUGAGCGCGAGGGCUUCGAGACCCACGCCAAGUUUCGUGGAGUAGCUGUGGCUGAUGACAUCGCGAUUAUUGCAGAGGCUGUUGGGAAAGAUGGGAGAGCGCUAAGGAAGACGAGACCUGUCCCGAUUUCCUUCGACUUGGCUAAUCCGCCUUCUGAGCCGAAGUGGGGAAUUGACGAACUGUGA
Colletotrichum siamense is the source of this 1581-nucleotide messenger RNA. RefSeq lists its product as uncharacterized. The coding region runs from base 1 to 1581 and encodes 526 amino acids. The transcript has 3 exons. The record is from RefSeq and is a predicted model, not a curated record. NCBI's taxonomy places the organism in Eukaryota, Fungi, Ascomycota, Sordariomycetes, Glomerellales, Glomerellaceae.